Messenger RNA from Gopherus flavomarginatus (Mexican gopher tortoise), 1419 nucleotides. RefSeq names its product zinc finger protein 239-like. Gene Ontology annotation, biological process: regulation of transcription by RNA polymerase II. Gene Ontology annotation, cellular component: nucleus. The transcript has a single exon. The record is from RefSeq and is a predicted model, not a curated record. Bases 4 to 1125 code for a protein of 373 amino acids. Gene Ontology annotation, molecular function: RNA polymerase II cis-regulatory region sequence-specific DNA binding; DNA-binding transcription activator activity, RNA polymerase II-specific. NCBI's taxonomy places the organism in Eukaryota, Metazoa, Chordata, Testudines, Testudinidae.
GGGAUGGUGAGUGAGAACAGGGAGCCGACAUCUCAGCAGGAAGAGGCUGAGAGAGUGAAAGCACAUAGGGGAUUAUCGCAAAGAUCUAAAAGGAAUGCGUCCAUGUGUCAUGAGCUGGGAAAAGCCUGUGAGGCUCAGCGCAGGCCAGGGACGCAGCAGGGCAACCAGUCAGGGGAGAAAGCUGGUGGAUCCAUUAAUUGUGAGGGAAUCCACAAGGACCUCAAGGAAUCCACAGCCCAGCAGAGAAUCCUCAUGGGAGAGAGAAAAAACACAUGCACUGAGCAUGGGGAAAACUUAAUUAAUCACUCAGUCCUUAUUACCCAUGAGAGAAUCCUCAUGAAAGAGAGACUCUAUGAAUGCUCUGAGUGCGGGAAAACUUUCACUCGGAGCUCACACCUUCUUAGACAUCAGAGAAACCAUACAGGAGAGAAGCCCUAUGAGUGCUGUGAAUGCGGGAAAAGUUUUAGUCAGAGUUCAGACCUUAUCAGACACCAGCGAAGUCACGUGGGAGAGAGACUGUACGAAUGCUGUGACUGCGGGAAAAGCUUUAUUUACUGCUCUGACCUCAUUAGACACCAGAGAAUCCACACAGGCCUGAGACCCUACAAAUGUGGUGAGUGUGGGAAAAACUUCGGUGGCCGCUCAGACCUUCUUACGCAUCAGAGAAUCCACACGGGAGAGAGACCCUAUGAAUGCUGUGAGUGCAGGAAAACCUUCACGCGGCAUUCACACCUUGUUAGGCAUCAGAGAAGCCACACAGGGGAGAAACCCUAUGAAUGCUGUGAGUGCGGGAAAAGCUUUGCUGACAGCUCAGCCCUUAUUAAUCAUCAGAGAAGCCACACAGGAGAGAGACCCUACGAGUGCUGUGAGUGUGGGAAAACCUUCAUUGACAGCUCAGCCUUUAGUAAACAUCAGAGGAUCCACAAAGAAGAGAGACCCUAUGAGUGCUGUGAGUGUGGGAAAAGCUUCACCGUGAGCUCAGCCCUGGUUAGACAUCAGAGGAUCCACACGGGAGAGAGACCUUAUAGAUGCUCCCAGUGUGGGAAAAACUUCCAUCAGAGGUCACACCUCAUUUAUCACCAGAGAAUCUGCAAGGGAGAUGAACAACAUACAGAUCUUUUCUAGGCAUGACAAAGGAGGUUUUUUUUGCUUGUAGGUCUGUGCGGGUAUUUGUACCAUUUGCUUUGCUGUGUUCCCUCAGCUUACUCACGUGAAUUGCCAGCUUUUGCCUUUGCAAUUCACCCUUCUUUGGAGUCUCUCCCGUGGUCCUUAUUAUCAACUCCUUUGUCCAAUGAGACUUGUGAGUAUGUGUCCUUUUUCAGUAUGGCUUUCUGGGAGCCACGUAAGGUAAAUGCCGAGGGACUGAGAUUGUUCCGGGGGGAGAAUGAGAAUGAGGGUUUUAGCCCCAGAUGUGCGCAA